CACAGGCUCGCACGCCCGUCGGUGCCGAGCGCGCCGUGCCAGCACCGCCGGCGGAGAAUGGGAAGCGAGUGAUCGGAUCCGUGCCGGUGCCGGCGCCCGCGAUGACCCUGGUGCUGCCCAUGCAGCGGCUGGGCCGCCCCAUCGCCGCCGAGGGAGCCGCCGACCUCGCCGCUUACCGCGCCCUCUGGGAGCCGCCCUGCUGCGGCCGCCCCGGCCCCGCCGCCGCCGGCUCCCCCGCCGCAGGAUCGCAUUACAGGGGAAUUUCAACUCCUGUAACAGCAUCCAAGAUCACAUACUUUAAAAGGAAAUAUGUGGAAGAAGAGGAUUUUCACCCGCCACUCAGCAGCUGCGCGCAUAAAACCAUCUCCGUGUUCGAGGAGCGGGCCCAUAUUCUUUACAUGUCUUUGGAAAAGCUGAAGUUCAUCGACGAUCCUGAGGUCUACCUGCGGAGAUCUGUCCUCAUCAACAACCUGAUGAAGAGAAUCCACGGCGAAAUCCUCAUGCAGAACAACUGGUGCUUCUCCGCCUGCUCCUUCGGUGGCACCCCACCGCAGGAGUGGUUCGUGCCUCAGGACUGUCCGUACAGGAAACGCCUUCGGAUGGCAAAGGAGGAGUACGAGAAGCUCCACGUGUGCUGCUUCUAUCAAGAGUGUGGCAGUCACUAUUUAAAUCUACCCUACCCUGUUAAUGCUAGUACAGAAAAUACUUCCUCUUCUUCCUCCUCCUCCCUCCCUAUUUCUUUGCCAAGCUGUUCCCAGCAGGUGGAUUAUGACAUUGGCAGUGCCUUUUCUUACAGGAGUGAUGACCAGAUACCUGCAAAUGAAAUAUUCAUCACUAAUGCCAGGUCUCACAGUCAUCAGGAAAAGGCAAAAUCGAAUGUGGAGAAAGGCGGUAACGAACCUGAGCGGGACAGCGCAGCCCUAAACUGUGAACCUGUAAGAGGCCCCCAUGCCCUCGAGUAUAAAGGCAAACCCUAUGACUGUUUUGAGACCGGAUGUAACGACAAGAGCAGCAUCAGUGAAUCUUGGAAAAAAACCUUAAGGAAAAAGGAGUCUUUACCAAGUAAUAAAACGUGCUGCAGCAAAGGAAGUAAAAUCUGAGGCGUCCUGCCCUGCGGAAGCGCGCGCAGCCUGUUUGUCUGUCUCUCAACUUCUCAUGUUGAAUGGAUUUUUUAUAGUUUUCAACAAAUGGUACAAGCACGCCCCAAACGCUACGUGUAGUUUUCAAUGACUGGAGAGCAGAUUGUGUGAGGCGCCUCGAUCGGAUGCAUCAGAGGGCUAUUUAUAAGCGCGGAGACUUCAUAGAGAGCGCAGUUGCGUUCCUGCCUAGCCCCGUGGUCUGCGCAGCUCUGGUGUGGCUUUCGUUGCUGAAAACGCCAAUCAGGCAGAUGGGGAAAACAUACCGUUUUCUGUCGCCCUGCCCCCAAGAAAUCUGCCAUUAAUUAAGAAGAAUCUCCGUUAUGUUUGCCGAGGAAUUAAAAGUCUGGUAAACAAAUUGAUGCUACCAGCAAGGGCGAUGUGCUCCUUGUAACUCAGUAUUUGUUCUGACAAAGGACUUGUCUUCACGGACCGGGAGGAAACCAUCCGCACGUUUUGUACUGAUACUCUUUGACUCCCCGGAUUCUUCGUCUCCUUCAACGGACAAAACAGGACAUAGCGUAAAGAAAUAAUCUGGUUAUGGGAUUUUGAUCAGAAACACAACGUGCAGCUUCAGUACUUGCAUGUUUUCACCUCGGCUGUAAUAACUAAUGAGGCUUGCUGUUACACAGGGCAGGUUUUGUUUCGGUGCCUUACUUUUUGUCUUAAUUUUUGCCAGCGUAAAAAUUAAGUAUAUAUCAGUGCUACAGCAGGGAUUUAACCUUAAACAGAGGAAAAAAAAAAAACCACAACCAACCCACAGGGUGGAUCAAUAUUAUUAGAAACCUUUAACCUUUGAAGUACCGAGUUCAACUUCCUAUUCAAACAUCUCUGUUCCUCCUUUUUGAUGCUCAAUUGCUUUUUGAUUUGCCAUCCUUAGGAAGGGAUUUAAGAAACAAUAGAGAGAUGUCUCUUGUAAACAAGCAUUCGAUGCUUGAGUUGCUAUGGCAACUGUCUGUUGCUGGGGCUCUUCUUUUUUUUUCCUUCUUCGUAUAAUGAAGUUCAUGAACCAGUGGCAUGUUUUAUACUUUAUUCUGUUUCGCAUAAUUUCUCUCUUUUAGAUUGCAAAAGCAUGCGGGAGUUUUCUAUGACUUUUGCUGUUGAUUUAAAACGAAAAAAAAAACCAACCUAGGAAAAGAAAGCAAAAAGCACAAUGUUAACAGAUAAUGUGGCGAUAAACUUGGUUUUAUCCGAAUGAAUGUAAGGGGUUUCAUUUGAGAAAAGAACAUUUUGGAGAAAUGAGCUGAGAUUUCAGUGGCCGAGGACAACAUUGAGUCAUCCCUAGGUGCACCGUCUGCAAAGCGUGCUGUUUGAAAUGCCCAGAAGACGUUAGCUGGGGUUGGACCGAGCGCAUUGUGAGCCUUAGAUCCACCGAAUUAAUCAGUUCCCACAGUCCUCAUAGCAACUGGCAGGAUGAGCUCGGCCAAAUAGCCACAUCCAAGCCACAGCUGACUCAUAACAGCUGCCUGUUCCCACAGCACCAUGCGCUCCGGCAGCAUCUUCUGCUUGGUACUCGCCCAGAGGAUGAGCUCCACCCCAGUGCCGGGGGAGCAGCCGCCCCG
Molecule: messenger RNA, 2698 nt
Organism: Pezoporus flaviventris
Lineage: Eukaryota; Metazoa; Chordata; Aves; Psittaciformes; Psittacidae
Gene: SERTAD4
Product: SERTA domain containing 4
Exons: 4
Coding region: 102-1100 (332 amino acids)
Cellular component (GO): nucleus
Source: RefSeq, a predicted model, not a curated record